CACAGAAGCACAAUAGAUUCACACUUCCCAUGUAGCUCAACCUUGUUUGAUUUAGAUUUUCUACAAUAUAUAGGAUUUUUCAACUGAUGAUAGACAAACUAAUGUGAAACUUCCUGAAUACUAAUUACAUAUUAGAUACAUAUUGGAUAUCUUUGCAUACACGUCUACUGCCAGUGGGGCAUAUUUAAAUCCAAGGUCGUUUAAUGCGUGUAAUCAGUAGUGUGCCGGAAUUCAAGGAGACUUUGCGCAGCUGCUCUAAAUCUGGGAAUAUUUUGAUAGUGGAUUUCUAUGCAGACUGGUGCGGACCAUGUCGUUAUAUUGCGCCUCAUUUUGAGGCACUGUCUGCAGAGUAUCAACCAAAAAACUUCGUAUUUCUAAAAGUGAAUACGGAACAUUGCAGAGAACUUUCUCGACAAGAAGGCAUAUCUGCUUUGCCAACUUUUAAAUUGUAUCAGGAUGAGCGUUGUGUUCGAACAAUUGUCGGUUAGUUACACUUAAAUGACAUCGGGUUUAAAACCUGGCUUUAGGCGGCAAUCUCAGCAAAUUACGAGCUGUUCUGGAUGAAUUUUCGCUAGAUUACUCGCUCAUACAACUUAAGCUUCAUGAAAAUAAUGAAGAGAAAAUGCGGGCUUUUGAAUGUUUGCAUAAGAUUAUGAACAAGAUCUUGACCAAUCCUCAAGACGAAACUUGUCGCCGGGUUACUUUGACGAGUACUGAUUUCACUGAGACUUUACUAGUCAUCCCUGGAUGUAUGGACUUCUUAUUUUCUGCAGGCUUUCAGGAGGCAGAUGAUGCCUUUGUCUUGCCUAUUACAGCUGAUCUCAGUCAAUCAAGAAAGCUGCUUAACCAGCUGAAGUCAUGUUUGCCAUCUAUUAAUGCUGCAAAAUCACAACAUGAGACUAUGGAGUUGACAAAUUCAGAAUUAAACUUUAUAGAUAAAAUGCUUACUUAUCGGAAUUUUGUCUUAAACUAUAUGGAUCCUGAGUUACAGAAACAGGCACGUGAAUUAAUUCCUAGUGAACAGCUCCUAUUAUCUGCUUGUCAAAAUAAUGGUUGUUCUCAGGAUGAAGUGAAGCCUGAAGACUUUCUUCGCGAAUUAAUGUCUUGGUUCAAGAGUGAAUUCUUUAAAUGGGCUGAUAAUUUUGAGUGUCAAACAUGUGGGAGUAAAAUGGUUUCCCAUUCGGUAGAUCAACCUCGUCAGAAUACCAAUGAAAUGGAUGGUAAUGCAAAUGUAGUCGAAGUCUAUGUAUGCAAAACAAAUCGUCAACAUCCAACUUAUCGAUUUCCACGAUAUAACAAUCCGAGAAAAUUACUUGAAACUCGUCUUGGCCGAUGUGGUGAAUGGGCAAAUUGUUUUGCUUUAUUUAUUGUCUCAGCUGAACGUUCAUCGCAUCAACCAUGGUUUGAUGCGUGUCGUUUUAUCAUGGAUUGGACAGAUCAUGUUUGGUGUGAAGUCUGGUUAGAGGAUAAACACUCUAAACGUAAACGUUGGAUGCAUUGUGAUCCAUGUGAAGGUCAACUAGACAAACCGUUGUUAUAUGAAUCAGGAUGGAAUAAAAAAGUGAAUUAUAUUCUGGCGUAUACAGUGCCACCAUCACCACCACCACGUCAAAUAUCCAGGAAUCAAUUAACAUCUAUUGAUAUACAAGAUGUGACCUGGAGAUAUACACAACAUUUUUCAGAGGUACGGUCACGUCGUAAUUUAAUUAGAGAGUCUGUAUUAGCCGCGAAACUGGCGAAUAUUCACAAAGAUGCUGUACAAAGCUGGUCAUCAAUUCCCGACGCGACAACACGUAGUGAUGAGAAUCCAUUUUCUUGGAAAUCGAUUCUCAGCGAACUGAUAUCAUUUUUACAUCCACCAAAAUCAACUGGUCAGCUUCCAGGUCGUCAGACUGGAUCAUUAGAAUGGCGUGCAGCACGUGGCGAAUUAGGCCAGCAGGUAUCUGGAUCAGUGGAAUCUCCAACUAAAGGAUCCAAGUAUAUUAUUCGUCCAUCUGAUACUGAACUGAAAAGUGGAAUAUUUCAUCUACGUUAUAAUUCAGCGUUGAAUAUUUAUGAACGUCCUUCAUACAAUAAAACAAAUACCAAUGAAUCGAGUAGUGGUGGUAAUAAUUGUUCAACAAGAGUUAAACAACAACAAAAACAACAAGAAGCAUCAUCGAAAUUAAUUGAAAAUGCACGAAAAAGUGGUCUGUUUGGAUGGCAGUCUUUAGUUUAUGAAUGGAAGAAUAUUUUUCGAAAGGUUGAAUUGGAUUGGCAUAUGGUUUAUUUAGCUCGUGAAGAAGACAGUAACCCAACUGAUGAGGGUAUAAUCACAUGGAUGUUAGAUUUAAGAGAUACUGGUUAUGUAGUUGACAAAAUAUCGUUAUUUACAAAUAUGGUCUGCCAUUCAUCGGAUAGUCAUGCUCACUUUGUCCUAUGCUCUGGAGAAUAUCCUUCAGAUGGACAAGUAGACAAGCAAUGCGAAUCAACAGAAUCUGUACCAAAAUCUUGUAUAUGUCUUCAACCCGGCUCAGCAUCAUUAUUCAAUUCAGACGCUAUGAAGGGUUCAGAUUUCCUUUGUUUAAAAGCACGUCUUUGGAAUGAUGAUAGCGCUGCGAAGUCAUCUUCUUUAGCGUGGCAACAAGCUCAAUUAUUUCGACAAAAGGAUAAUGAUUUUGAUACUUGGUCACUAGAAUGGAAGGUUGUAUUGAUAAAAAAGCAGUCGAAGAAGGAAUAGCAAGAAGGUGGUACAAGGAGGAAGCAGGGGGGAAGAAGUGAAGCCGAGAUUACUGACUUUUAGCUUAACAACAUUUACUAACACCAUGUCAUCAUUGGAUUUCUUUUUCUUUUCUUUUUUUUUAAAAGACUUAUUUUGUUUAUUUCAUUCUAUUUUAAUUAGCAUAGAAAUGCUGUGAUGAACAGUCUCAAGUUGUGCUUUGUGAAUUUCUGCAUGUUAUAAUAAUAAUAAUAAUAAUAGUGAUAGAAUAUAAUAUAGGGAACAAUACAUUUCUAUGAGGGGAUAGACAAACUGAUGAAACAUUUCCAGGGUGUGUUCCCUAAUUUUUCUCGCUCAUUUUCAUCAUUUUUUGUGAUCAUUAUUUGUUAUUUUAUUUCAUGUUUUUUAUCUUUUGUUCUUGACAUGCUUGAAAAUGUUCUGUUUUUAUUUUUAACGUGUUUGUUUAUCUAUCUCGUUUUUUUGGGGGGAGGGGGCAGAGGCCUUCGUCUCCCUCUCUCUCUCUCUCUCCCUCCCGAAAAGUGAGGUAGAGAGUGGGUAAAGAGGUGGACUAAGUUCAAAUAGGAGAAAAAUAUAAUUUUGUGAAGGAGAGGUGGGAAAAGUGGGAAAUUUUAAAUUGCGAAAUGCAUGUAUUACGAUUUUACACGAUCUUUGAUUUUUUUGAAAUUAGAUGACAAAUUGGAUAUUGGUUAGAGAAAUACUGAAAAAAAAAGUAUCAGGGAGUGUUGGACAGCUGUUUUGUUACAUAGUUGUUUGUAACUCUUCAACAGUAUUCAAAGAUUCCCCCCACUCUCUCCCACUGGUGGUUUCGCAGAAGUUGGAAUUAAUGGGCCCCAGUAAUUUAGUGGUCUACGAGUCUGCCUUGUAGUAACUGGAAGGUCGUGGGUUCGAACCCUGGUAGGCGUGUACUGCUGAAAUGUCCCAUACUAGGAUAAAACAGCUGUUCAAUACUCCUUGGCUUUCAAUACAGAUGAUUCUUGGUGCUGAUUUUCUGUGAGAGGUCGGUGUGAUAAUUAUCAUGAAGGAGAGCGAAAUGAGUAUGAAGUGCGGACCUGUUGGCAUGCAUGAGACAAGCGAGAUAGUAGGGGUUAAGGCGUCGAAAGCACAGAAUAUGACUGUGUUAAUUACAGAAUGCGAUCACUGAUUAUUGGGACUCCUACGGUUAUUAUGGUAAGGUGAAGCAUGAAAUUCCACUGAGUAAUCACAAAAUGGCACCAUUCACAACUCAAAGAAUCUCGGGUCAUUUAGAAGGCGAUAUCGAGCUACAAGUCAACGGGAUGUUACAGGAUGAAGAAGCUGACAGUCCGUUUAACUCUUCAGUUCUUUUGGUGAGGAAAGCGAAUAGGAAGUGCAGAUUGUGCAUCGAUUUCCGACGGCUAAACAGCAUGACUGAUCUGAGACCGUUUGGCAUUCCUUGGGUCGUCUACAAAGUGCUUGACCUCCGGUCAGGAUAUUGGCAGAUACCGACAAAAUAGAGAUAAGAGGGCGUUUACCAUGGGUCAGAAAUGGUAUUGACUCCAUUUCGGAUAAGAUUUUAUUUUGAUAAAUCACACUGUGUUGUGCAGUAAUAUUAACUGAUGACGUUUCGAGCACAAACUAUUUCUCAUAAUCAUAUCAAGUUGAUAGUUGAAGAAUUCACUUCCCGUUUGCAACAGCUGGGUAUCAGGAAGAUUCGAACAACACCAUAUCAUCCCCAAACGAAUGGUCUAACAGACAGAAAUAACCGUACACUGAAGAAGUGGCUGGCCUAUAAGGGAGGUGACUGGGAAACAGA
Molecule: messenger RNA, 4490 nt
Organism: Trichobilharzia regenti
Lineage: Eukaryota; Metazoa; Platyhelminthes; Trematoda; Strigeidida; Schistosomatidae
Source: the annotation of a GenBank genome assembly